Molecule: messenger RNA, 330 nt
Organism: Macrosiphum euphorbiae (potato aphid)
Lineage: Eukaryota; Metazoa; Arthropoda; Insecta; Hemiptera; Aphididae
Source: the annotation of a GenBank genome assembly
AUGUGGGAAGACGUCAAAAUUGUUCAUGGUAAACCGAGGCACAGCCAGAGCCAAGGUUCUGUGGAACGAGCAAAUAGAGAUGUAGAGGAUAUGUUGGCUACGUGGAUGGCAGAAAACAAUAGUACGGAUUGGCCCUCUGGUUUGAAAUUUAUUCAGUGCCAGAAAAACCGAGCUCUUCAUUCAGGUAUUGGAAGAUCUCCUUAUGAGGCCAUGUUUGGCUGUACUGCCAGAACAGGACUAUUAUCGAUUGGUCUACCAAAUGAUGAAAUAAAUUCAUUAAGAACAGAAGAAGAUGUAGAAGAAUUGUUAAAGCAAAUGCAAGAAACUUGA